Lodderomyces margitis is the source of this 1161-nucleotide messenger RNA. RefSeq lists its product as uncharacterized. The transcript has a single exon. Bases 1 to 1161 code for a protein of 386 amino acids. The record is from RefSeq and is a predicted model, not a curated record. Gene Ontology annotation, biological process: carbohydrate metabolic process. Lineage: Eukaryota; Fungi; Ascomycota; Pichiomycetes; Serinales; Debaryomycetaceae.
AUGCAUUUUUUGUCUUUAUUUUUGGUUUUAAAUACAGCCUUUUGUUUUCCUUUACAAAUUCGUACCAACCUGUUCAAUGCAGGUGAUGCCUACAAGUCUGUUCUUAACUCGACAUGGGAUUUAUUUUGGAAUGAAGACCAUCAAGCGUUCAACUUGAAUGAUCCCAAUUGUAAUUCAAAUUUUAGUAAUACUGCUGUUUGGGAUUUGGCAGUUGUUGGAAAGGCAUUUUUUGACUCGGGGGAUGCUAAUACGACGCAAAAGAUUUUAACUGAAUUAUACAAGUACCAAAGCCCAAGUGGAUGGUUCAAUGCUCAACUAAAUCAAGGAGAAUCAUAUACUGAUGAUAAUGCGCAGAUUGUAUGGGCUUUGUUGGCGGCAUAUGAUGUGACAAAAGACGACAAAUAUUUAACGUCGGCAGAACAUUUGGUAGAUUUGAUCCAAGGACAGUGGUCAAGUAUAGGUGGCAUUAUAUGGCAGACAGGAAAAACGUAUGUGGCAUCAAUAUCGACUACCGAGGCAGCUUUAGCUGCUGUUCGUUUAUACAAAUACAACCAGGAUCAGAAAUUGCUCGAUUUUGCCGAACAGUGCCUCGCAUGGAUGGAAGCAAAGCUAACAAAUCCGCUGGAUGGGUUCUACUACGACGGAUUAGAUGAAAACAGUGGCAAUAUUAACAAGGGAAAAUUGUCGUAUACAGUGGGUACUGCUAUUUCUUCUUAUGCAUAUUUGCACAAGUUUACAAAUAACGACACUUACUUAGACUUGGCUAAUAAAAAGGCUACCGCCGCUCUUGCAACUAAUUCGUCAAACAUAUUUAUGAACUCCGAUGGUGGUUGGAACAACAGUCUAAAGUAUGUUCAUUUGUUAUUUGCCGGAAUCGCUGACUUGAUUGAGAUUGGCAGCCAGUCACAAUAUAGUCAGAAGUUGGUGGACCAGGGCAAUUUUGUUUACCAAUUUGACCAAUUAAGCGAGGGGGACUAUGCCGACUAUAACAGUGUCAAGACAUUGGCGGAUCAUUACACGCUGGUUACAGGAAAAUCUAGCGGUUACUCUUACAGUGCUAGCGUUUACUGCAACGGUACUGAAUCGGAGCCCCAAAGGUCUGUUUUGAAUCAAGGCUCUGCUGCACAAGUUUUCUACCAAGUAAAUCGGAUAAGCUCGUAG